Moesziomyces antarcticus is the source of this 1002-nucleotide messenger RNA. RefSeq lists its product as uncharacterized. The record is from RefSeq and is a predicted model, not a curated record. Gene Ontology annotation, molecular function: maleylacetoacetate isomerase activity; glutathione transferase activity. The transcript is spliced from 2 exons. Gene Ontology annotation, biological process: glutathione metabolic process; L-phenylalanine catabolic process. The coding region runs from base 1 to 1002 and encodes 333 amino acids. NCBI's taxonomy places the organism in Eukaryota, Fungi, Basidiomycota, Ustilaginomycetes, Ustilaginales, Ustilaginaceae.
AUGGCUGCAGUACCCAAGGCAACGCUCUACACGUUCGACGGAUCCGUCUGGGCUUCGGCCCCGCGUCUCGCGCUCGUCGAAAAGGGUUACGCCAGCACCGACCUCGACCUCAAGAUCGUCGACCUGCUCAAGGGCGAGAACUUUGACCCGUCGUUCCUGCGCAUCAACUCCAAGGGCACCGUGCCUGCGCUCGUCGUGCCGCUGCUCGAAACGACUUCGGCUGAGGUGGAUACAAAGUUCCGAGCCAUCACCGACACCAAGCUCAUCCUCGAGUUCUUGGACAAGUCGCGAUCGCAGAAUACGCUCGCUGCCAACGCCGACUCGGCAGCUGCACCCGCACCCAUCCUGGCACCCGCGACAAUUGAGGGAAAGGCGCUGAGCGACGAACUCAUCGCCCUGGUCCACGAGCCUAGUGUGGAUCCCAACUUUUUGCUGCUCGGUAUUCGCAGCGAGGCGGAGCUGCAGAAGGCCAAGCAGGGUCUGCCCGGCACGUUUGUGGCGAACCGUCAUGCGGCGCUCGUGGCCCACCAGAAGGCGCUCGAGAACUCGGCAUCCACCACGGCGUUUGAUGGAUCCACCAACCCGAAGUCGAGCGCGGUUCACGAGAACCUCAAAAAGUGGUAUGCGGACAAGAUCUCCUCGCAGGCGCUCCUCACGGGCGCCUACGUCGGCGGCGACAAAGACGCCGUGGCACAGCUGGUGAAACUCACCAACGACGCAUGGCAGAACGUGGCAAAGUGCAUCGAGAAGCUCGAGACCAAGCUUACGGGGCCGUAUGCGCUCGGUGACCAGAUCUCGCUGGCUGAUUUGCACAUCGUCCCCUGGCUCGCCCGUAUCGCGGCGGUGGCACAGGGUGUCAAGCCGGCGAGCGACCCCAUCGCAAGCAUCGAUGCCGUCAUCGCAGAGUACAACGUCAAGGUCGGCCAAAAGAUCACCGCUUUUUGGCAGGCAUUCAGCGAAAGACCCAGCUUCCAAGCCGUCUACGGCUCUGGUCUUCACUGA